Erpetoichthys calabaricus (reedfish) is the source of this 4632-nucleotide messenger RNA. Its product is annotated as tapasin-like. Gene Ontology annotation, biological process: antigen processing and presentation of endogenous peptide antigen via MHC class I. The record is from RefSeq and is a predicted model, not a curated record. The transcript is spliced from 9 exons. The coding region runs from base 93 to 1409 and encodes 438 amino acids. Gene Ontology annotation, cellular component: membrane. NCBI's taxonomy places the organism in Eukaryota, Metazoa, Chordata, Cladistia, Polypteriformes, Polypteridae.
AAGUGAAAGUAUCGGGGAAAAACCAGCUCCAUCAUAUUUAAAAGCACCCGAGCGACUCCCUGCUUCGGUACUGUUUUUCUUUCUCUCCCGCAAUGUCGGAAUUCUCCACCAUCUACAAACUUUCUCUGCUCGCCUGCUUUGCAGCUCUUCUGGCCCCGCUUUGCCUUGCAAGAUGCCCAGCUCUUGAGUGCUGGUAUGUUGAGGAAAAAUCAAGCCGAGCUGGAAGCUUCCCAUCUGCGAUGAGCCAGGAGAAAUCUUUUCUGUAUAUAAGCACAGGAUUUAACCUGGCUUAUAAUACCCAGAACCCUCCAGUGGGCAUCAAUCCAAAUCGGGUCUACCGUAUUGUAGAUUCAACUGGUACCCUUUGUAGUUCAGCUUUGCAACCUGUGGAUGGUGCAGUUGAAAAGCCAGAGUGUGAAAUAAACCCAUUCACACCCCAUCCUGCUAUGGUGGACUGGACACUGUCUCUAACAAGUCCAGACACAAGUCCUGCUUACCUUACAGCUGAUUGGUUAUCCUCAUCCAUCCAGGGUUUGAAAAACAAGUUGGCUGUAUCCAGUAUUUUACGUUUACCUGUAGGGACAACAGAAGCCACAGCUGUUAUGAAUGUCUACAGUCACACUCCAGUUCUUCAGACAAAGCUGAAACAAGAUGUGUUACUAGAUUGUGGUUUCACUCUUCCACAAGAGGAAGAGAAUUCUGAAUUUUCCCUUGAAUGGCGCUACCAAUACAGAGGAGAAGGGAGGCUCCUUUUUGCUUAUGAUGCCAAGUUUGACAAACUGCAUGAAAAAUAUAUCACAAAGGAUGAUGUUGAAGUUGACAUCACCAACCUGCAUGGGUCAGGAAAUGCCUCACUGCUUAUCAAAAAUGUGUCCAUUCGCCAUGGAGGUACCUAUAUUUGCACCAUCUACCGACCAUACCUGCUGGCUCAGGUUGCCAUGGAACUGGAGAUUAUAGAACCACCACAUUUGGCCUUACUACCUUCACCAUUCUGGGCAGCCCCUGGCCAUGAGGCUGUACUUACCUGUGAGGUUUCAGGCUACUACCCUCUAGAUGUAGAAAUAAAGUGGAUGGCUAAACCUGCAAAUGGGGAACCUGCAGAGUUUUUGACUGAAGCUCAACUUUCUGGACACCGUCAGAGUAUAGAAGGCACCUUCUCUCAAACCAGUUCCAUUCGCAUCAUACCAGAAACACAAGAUCAUCUGACCCAGUACUCCUGUCUGAUAACUCACCUGGGUGCCAGCAGCAAGAAAUCCGUUGUACUUCAGGUUGCAGGAGCAUCAGGACCAUCCAUUGAAGAUGCAGUUGGAAUGUUUAUUGUGGCUUUUAUUUCAUACGGCCUACUCAAACUAAUUUACUGGGUAUUUUCUGCAAAAGCUUCUCCCGAAGAUGACAAGAAGGAUAAGUGAAGCAAACAUUACCAGAAAAUGUUUCUCAUGGUCCUUUAAACCCCUGUUUUUCUAUUGAAGAAAAUGUGUUAAAAUGCUUACAAAAAGAAAACUACCUUGUGUGUUUUUUUGUUUUUUCCUAAUCAAAGAAUGCUGUUGUGAUAGCAAUGAUUUGUGGGAAUAGGUGAUGUGCUACUGAAGGUCCUGUUAGCAGACAGACGGUCAUGAAAGCUUGCAGAUUUUUUUGCUACAAAGAAGGUGGACUCCUGAAUCUGCCGUACUGUAAAUUAAGAGGAUUGAAUUGUGAGUCUGUAUUUAUAUCUUCUGACAGGCCUAGACAAUAUGCCUGUCUGAGAGAAGGGUUUGUUUUUAGACAGGAUUAUUUUUGUCUUUCUGUCUGUGUUGUGCCUUGGAAUUUGCACCUGGCUAUUUAAUUGAUUUGUUGUAUGUGAAUACCUGCGUACAAGGCAUGUCAUAUCGUUAUGCUGGUCUGUGAUUUAUUUUUUGUCUAUAGCAAGAACAAGAAUUGCAUGUGUUGGUUCUUUAUCCACUGAACAGCUCUGGAUCACACUGAAUGAACCUUAAUGAUCAUUUGCAAGUGGUGGGUGUGUUUCUGAGAGAAAAUAUGCAAGUUGAUGUCUGUUCCGUUGGUAGAGUUCCUCAGUGUCUUAUCAGUGUUCAGCGUGUGGCUUGUUUGCUCAUUUGUAAAUUUCUCCUUUAUCCCCUAUUGAUAAUGUUUUGGAGGCCAUCUGCUAGAACCCAGCUGCAGGUUAAGAUAACGGACAGCAAGAAGAGCCUCUUUACAUAUUUUUUUGCAGCAGCUCAUAAAAAGCUGUGUCUGUUGUCAUUUUGUAAUCAGAAAAGAGCGAAUAACAUUCUUUUAAAGCAGAUAGAAUUCCAUAAUAAAAUAUAUCUUCUUUUAAAAUAUAAUAAAUAUAGUGCACAUUUAAAGAACAAACAUAAUUUCACACAAUAGAGUCAAUUGACUUUACACAGCUUAAAGCCAGUCAGGACGUUGCCUCCAAAUAACUGACAUUUUCUAAAGAGUAUUACAUCAGGACACACCUUAGCACAUAUUAUUGUUAACUCUAACCUAUGAUGUCUCAAUUUAAAAUGUAAUAACAUAGUACCAUCACUGUAAUGAUUCGAUCCACAAUAGUUUGAAAAUUGUUUCUUAAAUCCCAAUGGAAUUCUUUAAACUCAUUAAAAUAGCCAAUAUAUAUAUAUAUAUAUAUAUAUAUAUAUAUAUAUACUGUAUAUAUACUGUAUAUAUAUUACAUAGUUUACUGUCAAAUAAUGCAAAGAGUACGCAACACAUGUUUCGCCCUAAUUACGCAACAUUCUAUGAUCUGCUUCUCACAACUGAAGAGGGCACCGUGGCGUAUGUUUGCCAACUUGCAGACCAACCACAAGCGUUACCUGAUAGGUAACCACCCAUACAAUCAGAUUGUGAUUCAGACUACGAAUGUCAUGAAUAUAUAUAUAUAUAUAUAUAUAUAUAUAUAUAUAUAUAUAUAUAAUAUGGAACAGAAGGUCUGUGAUACAGUUUGCAUAUUUGCAGCUGGAGAUCCACAAAGGGAGAAAAAUGAAUCACGUAUCAUAAAGUAGUUUUUAUUCCUGAGCUUUCAACCCCUGCCAGGGGUCUUCAUCAAAGGAUAAUGCUUAGACUUACAAGAAUCAAAGGCAAUAUAUAGCAAAACAUUACAUGGAGGGGGUGGGGGUGAGGUGGCUAAGUCAGUGUGGUCAGGAGGUGGGGGGGGGGGGGGGUAUUGGGUGUAAAGUCUUGUUUCUUAUGAAUAUGUUCUUCGUAAGUUUGCAUAUGCUGGAUUUAUGUCCAAGUGUCUGUUGAUGGCGUUCUCAUUUGAUAACCAGGAUUCGGGCCAGCUCUCUGGACUUUUAGUACAUUUAACUGGGACAAUGUACAAGUAAAAUUCAAGGCCAGUACUAAAAGUGCCAGAGAGUUGGCCAAAUCCUGGUUAUCAAAUGAGAACGCCAUCAACAGACACUUGGACAUAAAUCCAGCAUUUCUUUGUGGAUCUCCAGCUGCAUAACACCGCAGAUAUAUAUAUAUAUAUAUAUAUAUAUAUAUAUAUAUAUAUAUAUAUAUAUAUAUAUAUAUAUAUAUAUAUAUAAUAUUCAUUGAACAGUUUUCAUAUUAAUACAUCUAUCCACUUUGCAGACCCACUUUAUCCUGAGCAGGGCAGGGUGUGCAAGGCAGGAAGAGCCCUUGGACAAGGGUGCCAGUCUAUCGCAGGAUGAACAGACUGGCACACAUACACACACUAUGGCCAAUUUAACAUCACCAAUCCACCUAACCUGCAUGUCUUUGGGCUGUGGGAGGAAACCAGAGCACCCGGAGGAAACCCACAAGAACAUGUAAACUCCACUUAGGGAGGAAGUGGAUCGAGAACCAUGGCCUCUUUAUUAGGAGGCAGUAGAGCAACCACUGCACCACCAUGCAACCCCAAAUGAAUAAAUAUGAAUGUUAAAUAGUGUAACACAAUAAUCAUUUGGAAUAAAAAGCAGUGGAAACUGAUCCCAUGAUUAUUAACCCACUCUGUAAAUCAGCAGGAUUACAUGUGAAGCGAAAGAAGUAAUCUUUUAAUACUUUCAGUAAAGUAAAAGCAGUUUUGUAGUCUGAAAUGUUACAAGUAAAUCCUGUUCCUUGGGAGUAGGCCCCUCUUAUUCUUUAUGUUGUCUUUGAAGUUGAUCUCAGAAAGUGUGCAUACAAAAUGUAAACCAAAGAGGGAGGGGGAACUUUCUUUGUUAAAUAUGUUAGCUUUUAUUUGGUAUAUUUUAAAUGCCUGUGUUUGAUGGCAUGUCCAAGGAGAAUUUCCCCCUCGGCCCUCUCCAGCUUCAGGGAUUUUCUACAUUGGAUGAAGAGAGUUUCAAAAAAUGAAUGACUAGGAUAAUGUUUAUUUGAACAACAUCUGGAAACUUGAUAAUGAUUCUUUAUUAGAGUUAUUUAUUUUUCUAAAAUGCUGCUGGAUAGCAAGAGUCUCCACGAGUGACUCAUUCAAUUAUGUAAAUGGCAGAGGAGAUUUGCACUGUUACCCACACACACAUGCUUUCCGCUAUUUCUGACUAGGUACAGUCACUACUCAGCAAAACAUACAGACUUAUAUUUUUGACCUCUGUGCUCCUUUUAAUGUCCUGUCAAUGCAGUAAUUGAAAGUAUGAUGACAACCAGUUGUCAUGCUUUCAACAGAAAAAAAAAAUAAAAAUAUAUAUAUUUUAAAGGGUG